Messenger RNA from Macrobrachium nipponense, 2478 nucleotides. RefSeq names its product solute carrier family 25 member 45-like. Bases 248 to 1141 code for a protein of 297 amino acids. Lineage: Eukaryota; Metazoa; Arthropoda; Malacostraca; Decapoda; Palaemonidae. Gene Ontology annotation, molecular function: transmembrane transporter activity. Gene Ontology annotation, cellular component: mitochondrion. The transcript is spliced from 8 exons. Gene Ontology annotation, biological process: transmembrane transport. The record is from RefSeq and is a predicted model, not a curated record.
AAGUUCCACCCAGGAGAGAGAGACCUUCGGGCAGGUCUGACGCCAAGGAAUAUCUGCGGACUUGAGUCUGGGAGCAGACGGUGGCUGGUUGGAAGUGCGUGUUAAGAGUGAAAAUGCGCAAGAAACGUUCUGGGAUUCUACUUUUCUUCAGAGGAUUCCUUAGGCUGUUAAUAUCUCACUAGAGUUUUACCGGAGAGGAGUUGAGGCAGAAACUGAAGGGAAGCACGAAGCAACGAACAAAUAAACAAUGGACAAUGAUUUUUGGUUCGACUUCGUAGCCGGGUGGAUUGGAGGAUGCGCCGGUCUGGUCGUGGGACAUCCGUUAGAUACCAUCAAGGUUCGACAGCAGACUAUGGGGAAUGUACCAGUAGUCAAGGGCAUCAUCAACACAUUCAAAUUUGAAGGGGUGAGAGGCUUUUACAAAGGUAUGGGCUUCCCUCUACUGGCAACGGGAACAUUAAAUUCGAUCUUCUUCGGCGUCUAUGGCAACUGCUUGAGGUAUUUGUCCAAGGAUAAAGAAGCGCCGUCAUAUUUGCACAUCUGCUUGGCGGGAUGUGCAGGAGGGGUUUUCCAGCUAUCGGUGGCCUGUCCGGUCGACUUAGUCAAGAUUAAAAUGCAGAUGCAAACAGGCUCAGCUCAGGGCGUGUGGGGUGCACAUUAUGAAUCACAUUACAAGGGGCCAACAGCCUGCCUAAAAGACCUCUACAAAAUGGGUGGCAUCAGAGGCUGUUACACUGGACUGCAUUCUAUGCUAUACAGGGAUGUACCUUCAUUUGGGAUUUACAUGGUCCUCUACAUUUACUUCCUUCGAAGAAUUGCAGGAUCUGAGUCAAAGGCAGAUGCAAGUGCUUUGUUGGUGGCUGGUGGUUUAGCAGGUGUGUUAUCUUGGGCUUCAAUCCUUCCCCUAGAUGUUAUCAAGUCCCGAAUCCAGGGUGAUGAUCCAAACAAUCCAAAAUACAAGAAUGCAAUUGACUGCUUUGUGAAGAGCUACAAGCAGGAAGGAUUACGUGUAUUUGGGAAAGGGUUCACGAUGAUGAGUCUGAGAGCUUUUCCAACAAAUGCUGCCAUAUUUCUAGGUUAUGAAACUUCACUUAGUCUACUCAAAAGAUUUUCAAGUUCUACUGUAACAGAAGCAAUGUAGGAGAACCAAGCUUGCCUCUUUUGUUAUUAUCCUCUACUGUUGUCAGCAGCCAGUCUUUUAAGUCCCAUUGCCUUUGUGGUGAUGGUACCUCAUGACACUUGCUAUAACUUCAGAGUAUACAUUCAGCAGCAUGUAAAACAAGCAAAUAUUAAAAUGUACUGAUUUUUUUAAAUUCAAAAGAAUAGGUAUUCACAAUAAGUAAUGCUUGCGAUAACUAGUAAGUUUAUAUAUUAAAAAAAAUGUGUUUUAUUGGAAUAGCAUUGUUUUUCCUGCAAGCUUAUGAAUCACAAAUGGAAAGGACUAUAAAAUUUAGGCCAAAGGUUAAGCACUGGGAUCUAUGAGGUCAUUCAGCACUGCAAGAAAAAUUGAGAAUAAAAUGGUUUUAAAAAUGUAAAAAGUACAUAUAAGGAAAUCUCCCAGUUGCACCAUUUAAGAAUUGUCAGAUGGUGGAAAGUAUGUAUGAUAAAAGAGAAUAGAGAUAAAGGACAAAGAAUUAAAGAAAUUGCAGCUAGGGGCUGAAGGGACACAGUAGUGUCUACAGGGCAAUGUGUGAGGUGCACUGACAGCUCUAACCUUCUAAAUGGAUGGAGUUAUUCUUAAUGAAUUUGCCAACUGGAUUUGCUAGUUGGAAUCCACCAUUUACUCAAUGAAAACUGAACAAUAUCCAUGUUACAUUUAUAGAACAGAGGUGUAGAGAGGACUCACGCUCGUUACCUGUUCCACUUAGUUUUCCGAUACCUUACUGUAAGUAUAGAGAGUGACCCGUUUAACCUCUUCCCGCUCAACCCCGUGUAUUCUCGGGUUUAAGAUAACUGUCAUACUUCAGUAAGCCCGAAUAUACUCAAAAUUUUGUUAUCUCUUUCCUAGCAACUCCGAAUAAACUUGGCUUUAUUUAUAUUAGUCUCCCACCAUCAGUAAGCCAUUUUCUGUGGAUACAAGUGCCUUCUCAUAUAAAAUUGUAGCUAUUUUGGCGUUGCUUGGCCAUUUGAGAUGCAUCCUUUCAUCAGUCAGGACUUCUAUUGUUUUUGUGGAUUUUUCUUUUAUUAUUAUUAAUAGAACUAACAUGAGUAGUGAGAGUGAUUGUGAUACAGAGUAUUAUGAUGGAAUGGAUGAUUAAGGGAGCGAUAGUGAUGGUGAUACGACUUCAGAAUACGCACUCUUAUACUUCAGAUGAGGAGGAUGAUGGAUAAUAUUCCUGAUAACCAAGGCUGGCAAAGAAUAAUAAUUUCGGAUGAUAAACCACCGUCUCCCUCACAGCCAGCAUUUAUCAUGUCUAAUUAUUUUGUUAUACUGAAUUAUGAAAGAAUAAAAAUAUAGAUGAAAAUGCAAUAAAUACA